This is a messenger RNA of Nicotiana tabacum (common tobacco), 1079 nucleotides long. Its product is annotated as putative aquaporin PIP1-5. The record is from RefSeq and is a predicted model, not a curated record. Gene Ontology annotation, biological process: transmembrane transport. Lineage: Eukaryota; Viridiplantae; Streptophyta; Magnoliopsida; Solanales; Solanaceae. Gene Ontology annotation, molecular function: channel activity. Gene Ontology annotation, cellular component: membrane.
UAUCAUCACAAAACAAAGAAAAAGCAAAAGCUGCAUUCUGUUGCAUUCUAUUGAAGAAACCUGUAAGCUAAGAAUGGAGGGGAAAGAAGAGGAUGUGAAGGUAGGAGCAAACAAGUAUUCAGAAAGGCAGCCAUUAGGGACCUCAGCACAGAGCAAAGACUAUAAGGAACCACCAGCAGCACCAUUGUUUGAGCCUGGUGAGCUCCAUUCUUGGUCCUUUUGGAGAGCUGGGAUUGCUGAGUUUAUGGCUACUUUCUUGUUCCUUUACAUCACUGUCUUGACUGUCAUGGGCUACUCUAGGGCUAACAGCAAAUGUAGUACCGUUGGUGUUCAAGGCAUUGCUUGGGCUUUUGGUGGUAUGAUUUUUGCCCUUGUUUACUGCACUGCUGGCAUCUCAGGUGGACACAUUAACCCUGCUGUGACAUUUGGUCUGUUUCUGGCAAGGAAAUUGUCCCUAACCAGGGCAGUUUUCUACAUUGUGAUGCAAUGCCUUGGUGCAAUCUGUGGUGCUGGUGUUGUCAAAGGGUUCCAGCCAUCUUUGUAUCAGGUUAAGGGUGGAGGUGCUAACAUUAUGAACCAUGGUUACACCAAAGGAGAUGGGCUUGGUGCUGAGAUUGUUGGCACUUUUGUUCUUGUCUACACUGUCUUCUCUGCUACUGAUGCCAAGAGAAAUGCCAGAGACUCCCAUGUCCCUAUUUUGGCACCACUCCCAAUUGGAUUUGCAGUGUUCUUGGUUCACUUAGCCACUAUCCCAAUCACAGGCACUGGCAUUAACCCUGCUAGAAGCCUAGGUGCUGCCAUUAUCUACAACAGAGAUCAAGCAUGGGAUGACCAUUGGAUUUUCUGGGUGGGACCAUUCAUUGGAGCUGCACUUGCUGCUUUGUACCAUCAGGUUAUCAUAAGAGCUAUUCCAUUCAGGAGUGGAAACUGAGAAACACCUUGGUUAUUUAUCAUAAGAGCCUGUGUCUUGUUUCUGUCAUUGGUUACUUUGCUAUGAUUGACAAUGAUGUUCAAUGUUGAUUAUGUACAAAAACUGUUGUAUUGCUUUAUUUAUCGUAUUUGGUUUUGAAUUCAUCUUA